This is a messenger RNA of Prunus persica (peach), 935 nucleotides long. RefSeq names its product transcription factor MUTE. Gene Ontology annotation, biological process: stomatal complex development; guard cell differentiation; positive regulation of DNA-templated transcription. The transcript is spliced from 3 exons. The record is from RefSeq and is a predicted model, not a curated record. Gene Ontology annotation, molecular function: protein dimerization activity; DNA-binding transcription factor activity. Bases 236 to 853 code for a protein of 205 amino acids. Gene Ontology annotation, cellular component: nucleus. NCBI's taxonomy places the organism in Eukaryota, Viridiplantae, Streptophyta, Magnoliopsida, Rosales, Rosaceae.
GAGAGAGAGAGAGAGAGAGAGAGAGAGAGAGAGAGAGAGAGUAAAAAAGAACUUCACGAGAAUGCGACCUAAGGCAUUUAAUGCAGACCCAACAACAGGUGGUUUUUUUUGGUCCAUUUUGGGUUUCUUUCAAUGUAUCUCUUAUAAAUAGCAGAGUUUUUGAGUUGGUGUGUGGACGAAAAACAAAUUGCAAGAGCUUGAGAACAGAAAACAAUAAAACAAAAAGAAGAAAACCAUGUCUCACAUAGCUGUGGAGAGAAACAGAAGAAAGCAGAUGAACGAACAUCUCAAAGUCUUACGCUCUUUAACCCCUUGUUUCUACAUCAAAAGGGGAGACCAAGCAUCAAUCAUAGGAGGUGUGAUAGAAUUCAUCAAGGAAUUGCAUCAAGUUUUACAGUCUUUGGAAUCUAAUAAACGGAGGAAGAGCCUUAGCCCUAGCCCUAAUCCAAGCCCGAAGCCAGUAGUAUUGCCUCAGCAAUAUCCAUCUACUCCCCAACUUGAUCAAAACACUAAUUUCAAUUUUAAUUUAGGGGUAGACAAUCACCAUCAUGUGAUCAAUAAGGAACUAGCUAUAGGAGCUUGUUGUAACUCUCCAGUGGCAGAUGUCGAAGCGAAGAUCUCGGGGUCCAAUGUGGUGUUGAAGAUAAUAUCUCGGAGAACAUCUGGUCAAAUUGCCAAGAUAAUUGGUGUGCUGGAGAGGCUUUCAUUUGAGGUCCUUCAUCUCAACAUCAGCAGCAUGGAAGACACUGUUUUAUACUCUUUUGUAAUCAAGAUAGGACUGGAGUGUCAGCUGAGCGUGGAGGAACUGGUGCUUGAAGUUCAACAAAGUUUGCGCUCAGAAAGCACUACUUGAACAGAUACAUGCAAAGUUUGCUCGAGUGGCGAUCAAGUGCUGAAGUUAAUUUGAUAUAUGGUUUUAUUAUAAUAUAUAUGCA